Drosophila miranda is the source of this 523-nucleotide messenger RNA. RefSeq lists its product as uncharacterized. The record is from RefSeq and is a predicted model, not a curated record. Lineage: Eukaryota; Metazoa; Arthropoda; Insecta; Diptera; Drosophilidae. The coding region runs from base 21 to 398 and encodes 125 amino acids. The transcript has 2 exons.
AGUUGGACAGAGUGCCAAAGAUGGAUUUCACUUGGAAAGAUCGGUGGGCGGUAAUCGCUUGCUUUUACUUAUGCCUGACGUUUGUGGUUGGUGACGGUUUAUAUUAUGACACAACCCUGUGUUAUGGGGAACCCGACUUCACAGGAUGCGAUUGGAGAGUUAUAAGAUGGUUCUUUAACCCAUCGACCAAGACUUGUUUCCUUUCACGCGUUUGCAGCGGUGGCUUCUGGUAUUUCAUGUCUUGUGCACACAACUGCAUUGAGCGUGGACCCAAAGAGAGGCUGGCGAGGAUAAAGGAAAUGAACCAGAAGUCUACAAUUGUAGUGCCAUUCAAUUCGUUCGCAUGGACGACAACAGUGACAUGGGAUCCAACUGUCAGUAUACCAAAAAAAAAUUAAAAAACCGAAAACACCACAAAAUGGUGGAAAAUUGUUUUCGAAUUGCCUUUGAGACGUUUAUUCAUACCUGAAAAAGUCGUCAAAUUAAUGCACCCAAAUAAAAUUUAAAAAAAUAUAUAUAAAAA